AUGACACGGCGUGCUUCGGCCUUUGUGCCUCUGAACACCACACAGCUUUCUCGAACCGUAACGCGGGACUCUGCCACAACCCCUGCACAAGACGAAGAUUCACAAGCAGCACGCCCUCGAAGCCGUCGCGUGACCAGCUAUCACCAUCCCUUCCAGACUCGAUGUUCGCCAUGCAAUGACCCUGCACCAUCUUAUGCAGCAGCCACUCGCACUCCGAAGUUUCCUCCUGCUCCAAGAUUUUUCGAUAAUGGAAGAGAGGUUCUGCCAAAAUAUACUUGCACUGUGUCGAGAGAGGGUCCAAUGCAAAUGCGUAUUGAGAAGAUCUCGCCCUUCCAAUAUCUUCAAAAGCAGGACUUCCGCACUGUCUACGUCGUCCUCAACGGUACUCAAUUGAGCGUUCACAAGAUCAAAACUGUUCAGCUUGCUGGUUACUCAUUGCCCACAGCUGGAGCACUGAUCAAGCGAUACUCUCUCCAGCACGCUGAGAUUGGCUUGGCCACCGAUGUCCAGUACAACCAGCUACUGCCCGCUACUCGCCUAGCACAUUUUAUUCCUACCGUUGCCCGUCGCAAGGCUUUCGAGAAAGAUCCUGACCUUUUCACGCCCAUCUCACAGGUGGUCCUCCGCCUGCGUCUCGAGACUGAUCAGUUCCUCUUGUCGGACCACUCAGAGGAGCGCAUCUUCCGAUGGAUUCACGAUUUGUCUGCUAGCAUUGAUAUCUCAUUGCCACUUGAUGAGCGCUCCGCACCAAAGCCGUGCACUAUCCCCAGACGCCGUCGUAGACAGAGACAGGAAACGGAAAACAUUGAUGAUCGAAAUGUGAUCGAAGAGCAGGAGCAGAUUAUGCGCGAGAUGUAUCCUUCAUUGGCACGAUCGAUUGAAGAAGGAUCAGAAGGUGCAGAACUCUCUCGCACUGAGACUACAUACGACACCAAUGCUCUGACACUCACUGCUACGCUGGAUCAAGAGGCUGAGGACAUUGAUCUAUCGUUCCUGGCCGAGGAUCUUGGUCCAGAACAACGAUCAUCUACUCGUCCUGCCAACCUUCGUCAGAUAACCUCGUCUACUUGGGCUCCACCACACGCCCGUACGAAUGCCUCUCAAUGGCGAUACAUCAAGCGAUGCAUGCCCACAUUGCUCUUCGAUGCUCCUCGCGCCAACGAUAUCAUCAUUUGCCAUGGCCGUCGCUUGAGGGUCAACACUAAGAUGGACAUGCUUGAGGAAUGGGAAUUGGCGCCACCCACUUACGACACUCACGAAUUCCCCGAAGGUCUGGAUCGCUCCAUUACCAUGGCUUCUUCUCUUGCGACCACUUCUUCUACCAUCUCAGCAUCAAGCAUCGAUACUCAAGAUGGAAAGAUCGCUGCUCUCACUCACCAACUCCCUGAGGGCGAUAUCAAAAGAAGCUCGCCCGCCCCUGUUGUCACUCGCAGCAAGAUCCCUGAACGUACUUUGAUGGAAGAGGGUAUCGUCGUUAUCGCUUUCUGA
Messenger RNA from Aureobasidium namibiae CBS 147.97, 1488 nucleotides. RefSeq lists its product as uncharacterized. NCBI's taxonomy places the organism in Eukaryota, Fungi, Ascomycota, Dothideomycetes, Dothideales, Saccotheciaceae. Bases 1 to 1488 code for a protein of 495 amino acids. The record is from RefSeq and is a predicted model, not a curated record. The transcript has 2 exons.